Messenger RNA from Acanthamoeba castellanii str. Neff, 870 nucleotides. Its product is annotated as SEC13like protein. Gene Ontology annotation, cellular component: nuclear pore outer ring; COPII vesicle coat. Gene Ontology annotation, molecular function: structural molecule activity; protein binding. Bases 1 to 870 code for a protein of 289 amino acids. Gene Ontology annotation, biological process: COPII-coated vesicle budding; protein import into nucleus; positive regulation of TOR signaling. NCBI's taxonomy places the organism in Eukaryota, Discosea, Longamoebia, Acanthamoebidae. The record is from RefSeq and is a predicted model, not a curated record. The transcript has 5 exons.
AUGCCCAGUUUGACUUCUUCGGGAAGCGGGUGGCCGUUGGGUCGUCCGACGGUGUCAUCCGCAUCUUCGACGCUGCCUCCACCACCUCUGCGCCCCUUUGUGAACUCUCGGGGGCUGCUGGUGAGCUGCAGCUACGACCGAAGGGUGAUCGUGUGGCGAGAGAACAGCCCCAACUCGUGGGAGAAGACCUUUGUCUAUGAAGCUCACGAGCUCUCCGUCAACUCGGUGUGCUUUGGGCCGCACGAACACGGCCUGCUCGUGGGCUGCGCUUCUUCGGACGGCUCGGUCUCGCUACUCCGCUACCAGGAGCUCAAGACCCACACAACCACCAAUCCGGCAGCCAACGAGGGACAGUGGAACGCGCAACGUUUCAUGGCCCACCACAUGGGCGUGAACGCCCUCGUGUUCGCCCCCUCGGCCGGCGAGGAGUCCCUGCCCGCCGUGGGCGCCGCCAUGCGCUUUGCCACCGGCGGCUGCGACAACCUCAUCAAAAUCUGGCGGUAUGAGGUCAUCACCGGCGACGCGGUGUGCGAGGAGGUGCUGAAGAAGCAGACCGGCUGGGUUCGCACUCUGGCCUGGACCGCCUUCCCGGGCUUCAACGUGGGCGCGCUGGCCAGCGGCUCGGCCGACAGCACCGUGUGCGUAUGGCGAGGCUCCGACAUCGGCAAACCGUUCCAGCCCUCCGUCCUGCCGGCCUUUGCGGAGGAGGUCUGGGACGUGAGCUGGUCGCACGAGGGCGCCACCGGCAAGCGGCCCACCCUGGCCGUCACGACCGGCGACGGCCUCACCACCUUCUGGCAGGUGCCCUUCACCGACAACACCACCGCCACCGGCGGCUCCAGGGUCGCCUGGGCCAAGAUCGACGCCUGA